AUGGCGGCGAUUAUGAUCGAGCUAGCCAUGCUCUCCCAGUGCGGCAAUUUGAUGUUUAUGGUUUUUGCGGGCGCCGUUCCAUCUUUUACCGGAUGCCAUAACAUGAAUACCACCGGGCUAUCGGUCGACGAUUUAUGCACACUAUACGAAGCCGGAGAAUGCCUUCCAAUUACCGAAUAUCAGUUCUAUUCGGCGAAUGUUGAGUUCGGUCUCCUCUGCAGCGACACGAAGGAAUUGAAGGACAGUACAUCGUAUCAAAUGAUUGGCUAUCUGGUCGGAUCGUUGAUAUGGGGACAGAUAUCCGAUGUUUUCGGCAGGAGACGGCCAAUGCUCGUAUGCCUCCUAGUCAACGGAAUCCUGGGUCUUGCUACUUGCCUGGUCCCAACACUCGGCGCUCUCACCUUUGUUCGAACGGCUUUAGCUUUCUUCUUCACCGGCCAUGUUGUUAUCGUUUUUGUGCUCUUCUGCGAGACAUUCCCCUCGAAACACCGUCUCUGGCUGGCCUUCGUACUCAACUGGUCCCCGAAUUAUGCUGUCGUGGCUGUUAUUGCUUGGCUCUGCGGCACGUGGCGUCUAUUUUCGCUAGUCAUUAAUUCGCUGUGCUUCCCAGCCGCGAUUAUUCUUUGGUUCAUGUGCGAGACGCCACAUUGGCUCCUAAGACGCGGAGUCUUUGCCAAGGCCCAUGAAGCCUUCAAUGGCCACGAGCUGGAUGGGAAUGCUUUGUACGAGGUCCUGGACCACGAGAAGAAGCACUUUUUGACAAUCCCCCACCAAACCUAUUCCCUGCCACAUCUCUUUUGCACAAAGAGACUCGCCGGGUAUACCAUCGCGAUUUUCACAAGUUUUCUAAUGGCGUCCAUGGUGAAUUAUUCACUGCUCUUUAACAUGGAGGAAAUGGCCGGGUCGAUCUAUGUCAACACCUUUUUCAUGGGCUUCUUCCGGCUCGUGCUCAAUCUGAUCUCGGCCUUUGUUGAUUUUCGGUGCGAGAAGCUCGGCAGGAAGACAGAGCACAACUUCUACUGCCUAUACGCAUUAAUCGCUUUUGGCCUGGCGAUAGGAGCGGAAGCUAUCGGAAUCUCCUCCACCUCAUCUUCGGCUCUCCGCUAUAUUCUGCUAUCCACGGCGUCGAUGGUGUGUCAACUGUAUGCUGUCGUUGGCGUGGUUUGCAAUGAGGUGUUCCCAACCCCAAUCCGAAACGUAGCUUUUGCCAUGACGCAGUUGAGCGAAGCAGUCGCCUCCAUUGCCGCACCACAAGUGUUCCAACUGACAGUAUUUGGUGAAUGGGUCCCGCAUGCCGUGAUGGUCACGCUGAUCAUCGCCGACCUGAUCUUUUUCCGGUAUUUUGUGCCGGAAAGCCGGGGGAAACCGUUGGCAGAGGAUAUGCCGCUGGAGGAGGAGAGGCUCGGAGUUUUUAGGAAAACCUUCCACUUGGACUGGCACCAGCUACAGCACCUCCAUUUGCAUCAGGAAUCUGAGGAAAAGAGGAAGGCAUUUGAGAGGGACGUGCUCAGGGCUACUUUA
This is a messenger RNA of Mesorhabditis spiculigera, 1521 nucleotides long. NCBI's taxonomy places the organism in Eukaryota, Metazoa, Nematoda, Chromadorea, Rhabditida, Rhabditidae. The record is from the annotation of a GenBank genome assembly.